Molecule: messenger RNA, 2154 nt
Organism: Lithohypha guttulata
Lineage: Eukaryota; Fungi; Ascomycota; Eurotiomycetes; Chaetothyriales; Trichomeriaceae
Exons: 1
Coding region: 1-2154 (717 amino acids)
Biological process (GO): superoxide anion generation; defense response
Cellular component (GO): NADPH oxidase complex; plasma membrane
Molecular function (GO): calcium ion binding; superoxide-generating NAD(P)H oxidase activity
Source: RefSeq, a predicted model, not a curated record
AUGGCUAACAUCCAAUAUCUGACUCAGAAAGAGAUUGACGAUUUUGUCACCCAACUGGACAAGGACAACGACGGAUGCAUAUCUUACCUUGAGCUCGAACAGAAGCUUGACCAUGUUUACAAGGAACUGCAGCCGGAAGCAAGAGCUCAUAAUCUGCACCAUGAGUCGCGCAAAGACACGCAGAGGCACGAAUUCUUGAGGUCCAUGCUUGGUACAGACAAGGACAAAAUCUCAGCCGAAGACUUUAAAGCUACGGUGAAGCAAUGGCAGAUCCCAAGCAUGGAACAGGAUCAGAAAGCUGAGAAGGAAGAGAACGACUAUCUCAAUAAUAUUUCAUGGCCCAGAAAAUUGAGAGCGAUGUGGGAAGUCGAGGGCCCCGAGUAUUGCUUCAUUGCUUUCGUGGUCAGUGCCCAGAUUGCACUAGGAGUAUGGCAAUGCCUCAAAUAUGCCACUGGCCCUCAGUUUCAAGCAGCUUUUGGCUGGGGCGUGGCCUUGGCCAAGUUCAGUGCAGGUGCUCUCUACCCUACUUUGUUCUUUCUCAUCCUCAGCAUGUCGAGGUGGUUUCAAACCUUUAUUCGCCGCUUCUAUUAUGUCAGCCGCUUUAUCAACUCGGACAAAAGUCAAUCCUUCCAUAUCUACAUCUCAAUAUGCGCUCUCUGCCUAGCUACCCUCCAUGCUAUUGGACACCUUAGCGGCACCUUCGUUUUUGGAUCACGACAAAAUCGUCAACCAGCUGUUGCAGCACUUCUAGGUCCCGACGCUGUUCCACGGCCUUAUGUCGCUUAUAUUCGUGCUGUACCUGGCUGGACUGGCUUAACAGCCUUGGGGCUCUUCUAUGUCAUUGGUCUCCUCUCCAUGCCGCGAGUCCGGACAAAGUCGUAUGAACUCUUUCAGCUUGGUCACCUCCUAAUGUAUCCAUUCAUUGGUUUGCUCAUGGCUCAUGGCUCUCUUGGCUUGUUGCAGUUCCCUGUCCUGGGCAUAAUACUUGCUUUCCCUGCCCUGCUCAUCCUCAGUGAAAGGUUGACUCGAUUCUUUUCAGCCUUCCAGAAGAUCCCAGCUAAGCUCGAGGUACUUGACGAAGAGACAGUGGUGAUUACUUGCACGAUUCCUGAUCGACGCAUUUGGAGAUACGAAGCUGGACAAUACGUGUUCCUGUGUGUGCAACAAAUUUCAUCCUUCCAGUGGCAUCCAUUUACGAUCUCGACUUGCACUGGUCGGGAAAUGCAACUGCACAUAAAGACAGACGGUAACUGGACCUCGAAGUUACGUGACCUGAAAUUGGAGUACGUUGGUAUUGAUGGUCCGUUCGGAGCUCCUGCUCAAAGGUUUUACGACUUCGAUCAGACAAUCAUCGUCGGCGCUGGCAUCGGCGUAACACCUUUCAGCGGUAUCCUCACUGAUCUCCAGACGCGCGAAGACAACCGAUGGGCCCAGCGACGGGACUCUACCUCUACCAACAAUUCAUCGUCGUCGGAUGAAAGUGAGGUCACAGCUAUCACGCAGUCGCACGGUCCCACCAUGACCGAGAAGACAACAUCACCACUUCCACGCAACGAUAACGGCAACGAAACACCACCUCAAUUGUCAUCUCACACACCUGGUUCAAAAGCCAACCCGGCUUCAGAUGCUCAGACAGAAAAGGGAAGUCGUGGUGCUAUUAAGAAUGAACUUACAGACCUGUCGCAUUAUCGUCGCACAGACUUUCACUGGAUCGUCAAGGACAAGAACUACCUGCUCUGGUUUUCUAGUCUCCUUAACGAACUCUCCAAUGAGAAGCACUCCCCCAACUUCGACAUCCGUAUUCAUCCACAUCUUACAAAAAAAUUCAAAUCACCACCCAUUUCACUGCAUAUCUACCGAUGCCUUCUCGAAAAGCACAGAACAGAGACUCAGCCUAUGUCACCUCUUACUGGCCUUGUAGCACCAACACACUUUGGACGGCCUGAUUUUCCAACCAUCAUGAACGAGCAUUAUGAAGAAAUGUUGCAGCUCUUUGCCAAAGAUCCUCAACGCAGACGAAGAGUUGGUGUGUUCUUCUGCGGCACUCCUGUGAUUGGCGCCCAGCUUGCCGAUUUGUGCCACCAGAUGACUUUAAGGGGACGGGAAGACAAAUCUGAGAUUGAGUAUUUCUUCCAGAUAGAGGUAUUUGGUUGA